This is a messenger RNA of Procambarus clarkii (red swamp crayfish), 420 nucleotides long. The record is from RefSeq and is a predicted model, not a curated record. Lineage: Eukaryota; Metazoa; Arthropoda; Malacostraca; Decapoda; Cambaridae.
AUGGAGGCGGCAACGGCAUGGAGGCGGCAGUGGCAUGGAGGCGGCAGUGACAGCGGCGGCGGCGGCAGUGGCGGCGGCGGCAGUGGCAGUGGAGGCGGCAGUGACAGCGGUGGCGGGAAUGACAGUGGCGGCGGAGGCAGCGGCGGAGGCAGUGGCAGUGGCAGUGGAGGCGGCAGAGAAGAGAGCGAUGACGGAGACUGUAUUGACGUCGUCGUCAGUCAGCUUAGUGAUGCCAACAGUGAUAGUGACACAGAAAUAGUAACUGGAAAAGGAAGUCGACCCAAACCAGCAUAUAUUGAAGGUGACACGGAAUGCAUUCAAGUCAAAUACCAGAGUGAAAAUGAAAAUCCACUGUCUGACAGUACCUAUGCCAUGAAAAUUGCAGAGAACAUUCACUCACAGAUCAUUCCGAGUUCUUGA